ACGCCAUCCCCACCGCAUUCCCUUACUCUUUUCUUUUCCUCUUCCCAAAAACACAAACCCACCAUUUUGACUCUUGGUUCUUUCUUUCUAUUUCUUUUUACCAUUUUGUCCCUAGUUUCAUCUUCACUGGUAAAGAAGAAUGGCAGUGGAGUUAAUGGGAUUCCCAAAAAUGGACGACCCAAAUAACAAAGCCAUACAAGAAGCAGCAUCCGAGGGCAUAAAGGGAAUGGAGCACCUCGUUCGCCUUCUUUCAAACCCUUCGCAAAACGACACCACUGACCUCACAAACGUCACCGUUUCCAAGUUCCGCAAACUCAUCUCCUUACUUAACCGCACCGGCCGCGCCCGCUUCCGCCGUGCACCAAUUUCAAAUUCCUCAGACACUUUAUCCUUCUCUCCGGCGACCUUCACUCCUCCCCCGCCGCCGCCGCACUCGCAGCCACAGCCACAGCCACAGCUACAGCCACAGCCGCUUGCGGUUGCUCCGGUCACCGUACACCACCCUUCUCCUCUUCUUCCGCCGCAGACUCUCACUCUUGACUUCACCAAACCUAACAACAGCUUCCUCACCAACGUAUCCAACAACGCCGGAGCCAAAUCCAUGGAGCUGGAGUUCUCGAAGGACACGACGACGUUUAGCGUCUCGUCGAACUCGUCGUUUAUGUCCUCCGCCAUCACCGGCGACGGCAGCGUCUCCAACGGCAAGCUCGGAACCUCGAUCUUUCUCAACCCUGCCGGGAAAUUGCCUCUCUCGUCGUCGGCGCCGGCUCCGGCUCCGGUCAAGAAAAGGUGUCACGACCACCACUCCGACGAUGUAUCCGGCAAGGUCUCCGGUUCUUCCAGCAAGUGCCACUGCAUCAAGCGAAGGAAAAAUAGGGUUAAGAAGACGAUAAGAGUGCCGGCAAUUAGUUCAAAGAUAGCUGAUAUUCCGGCGGACGAGUACUCAUGGAGGAAGUACGGUCAGAAACCGAUCAAAGGGUCGCCGUACCCAAGGGGUUAUUAUAAGUGCAGUACUGUGAGAGGGUGUCCGGCGAGGAAACACGUGGAGCGCGCACCAGAUGAUCCAUCUAUGCUGAUCGUGACGUACGAAGGGGAGCACCGUCACUCCAUUCAGACCGCGAUGCAGGAUAACAUUUCUUCUGCGGGAGUGGGUUUGGUAUUCGGGUCAACGUAAGGUUCGAUUAUUAGAAAAAGAAAAAGAAAAA
Molecule: messenger RNA, 1205 nt
Organism: Arachis ipaensis
Lineage: Eukaryota; Viridiplantae; Streptophyta; Magnoliopsida; Fabales; Fabaceae
Gene: WRKY11
Product: WRKY DNA-binding protein 11
Biological process (GO): regulation of DNA-templated transcription
Molecular function (GO): sequence-specific DNA binding; DNA-binding transcription factor activity
Source: RefSeq, a predicted model, not a curated record